CCUGUAAAAUCAGACUUUUGAACAUCACAUUCAACGAUACAUAAGACAAAAACCAAAUAGGAUGCUUCUGAUUGUGCUUGUUUUCUUAUAUAUUAUUCUUCAUAUAACUUGAAACUGAAAGCGCUUCCUCAUUCUGAUCGGAAAAGGGUCACUUCGCUUUACUGUUUUAGCGACGAGAAGAGAGACUGAAAACAGAUGUGUUACUGUUCAACAGAGACUACAAACAUCAAUCAAAGCUUUACUGUUUGAUUCCUUUCCAGGUCGGAGCCAAUGCGUUGCCGGAGACACCUCUCUUUAAUAAUGGAGGAUGAGGACGAACGCCUGUGAUCUGCUUAUCUCUUUGUUUUUGCUUGAGAUUUUAUUAUAAUUAAGGUACUAAUUCUCAAUAUGGUGAAAGAUAAGAAAGAUAUUAGGCCUGUUUUAGUGAAACUGGGGGUGGCUUUAGCUCUUUCUUUUGCUGGAUUCUUGUAUUCUCGCAUAAAGUGCAGAAGGCCUAUAUUUUCUCAGCCUCCUUGCUCACCAAACUCUUCAGAUCAUGUUAGUGAAGUUGAUGAAGGAGGAAGGGAUGCAAUGAAGAAAACACCCAGUUUGAGUUCAGUAGAACAAGAUGAAGAUACACAGAUAGUCAAGGUUGCUGCUGAUAAUCCCAUUUCUCCAAGCUGUAGACAAAGUGGGGAAAAAGAUGAAUACCUCUUGCCAGAAUUUAAUGAUCUUGUGGAAGAAUUUGACUUCACUGCCAUUAGUACUGGGAUGUCUUCGAAGGACCUAGAAACACCCAAGUCAUAUGUGGGAACAACAAGAGAAUUUAAAAACGUGGAAAAUGAUGCUUAUGAACAAGAGAUUAGACAUCUGAAUAACAUGGUUAGAAUGCUCCAAGAAAGAGAAAAGAACCUUGAGAUCCAGUUACUUGAGUUUUAUGGCAUUAAAGAGCAACAAACAGCCGUGAUAGAGUUGCAGAACCGUCUGAAACUAAACAAUAUGGAAGCCAAGCUUUUCAAUCUCAAGAUUGAGUCCUUACAGACAGAAAACCAAAGACUUAAGGCCCAAGCUGCUGAUCAUGCGAAAAUAAUUUCUGAGCUUGAUUCUGCAAAAGCAAAAAUUAAAUUCCUGAGGAAGAUGCUAAGGUCUGAAGCGGAGCAGAGCAAGGAACAGAUCUUAACCCUUAAGAAAAGAGUAACUAGGUUGCAAGAGCAAGAACUUGAGGGCGCUGCAACUGAUUCAGAGAUUCAAUUAAAGUUGGAAAAGAUGAAGGAUUUGGAGGCUGAGGCAGAACAGUUAAGGGAGUCUAACUUUAGAUUGCAGCUAGAAAAUUCUGAAUUGGGUUGUCAGUUGGAGUCCACCCAAAUUCUUGCAAAUUCUGUUCUUGAAGAUCCUGAAGCAGAAGAACUAAGAGAACUUAGCAACCGUCUAAGACAGGAAAAUGGAGUCUUGGCAAAGGAAGUUGAGCGACUUCAAGCAGACCGAUGUACUGAUGUUGAAGAAUUAGUCUAUCUCCGAUGGAUAAAUGCAUGCUUGAGAUAUGAAUUACGCAAUUUUCAGCCUCCACAUGGCAAAACAGUUGCAAGAGAUCUUAGCAAGUCCCUCAGUCCUGAGUCUGAGCUGAAAGCGAAACAGCUAAUACUUGAAUAUGCAAAUACUGAAGGGAUGGGGGAGAACGAGAUCGACAUUUUGGAUUUUGAGUCUGACCAAUGGUCAUCCUCACACACUUCUUAUAUUGCAGACCCAGUGGACUUUAAUGAUUCUUCAGGUUCACCAAAAAACAACAUAAGCAAAAUCAAAAUUUUCAGCAAGCUAAGGAGACUUAUUCGGGGAAAAGACAUUCAGCAUCAUGAUCAUCGGGCAUCAGCAGGCAAAACUGGGAGAGAAGAAGAUUCUGAUUCUCCGGCUGGAAGUUCAAGUAUUUCAACAAUAACUGAUGCUGCAGGUGAUCAGCAAUUCAACAGAUAUCAAAGUCUGACUGUAGAUCUAUCUAGGCACUUAUCUAGACAUUCUGAAGAUAUCCAAAGUCUGAAGAUUGCAAAGAAUAUUGAACUUGGUAGGAGAAAUAGUCACUCCGGAUCCUUUUAUAGGCAUAGGAGAUAUUUGUCAGGUAGGAUAACUGCUACUGAUUUGUCACCAGAAGACCAAGACCCAAAUUCCAUUGAGAAAUAUGAAUUGUUGAAGAUGGCCGAAGUUCUGAAGGACUCUAGAAGAGGAAAGUUUCAUAGAAAAGCAACUUCACUUGGUUCAUUUGAGGCUUUUCAAACACAAUAAUAAUCUCACUUCAUUGCUUCUUCAUGUAUACUUUUGGUCAGUGUAAAUACAUCAGGUUCAUACCAUAGAAACUAAUUGCCCAAAAAGGAAGCAUCGUAAAUGAAUGAUAAAAUGUUUUACCAGCUUAA
Manihot esculenta (cassava) is the source of this 2381-nucleotide messenger RNA. RefSeq names its product protein CHUP1, chloroplastic. The coding region runs from base 388 to 2253 and encodes 621 amino acids. Gene Ontology annotation, cellular component: chloroplast outer membrane. The record is from RefSeq and is a predicted model, not a curated record. The transcript is spliced from 5 exons. Gene Ontology annotation, biological process: chloroplast organization. NCBI's taxonomy places the organism in Eukaryota, Viridiplantae, Streptophyta, Magnoliopsida, Malpighiales, Euphorbiaceae.